UAACGCUUCGGACGUUGGCAAAGUUUAAACUGUCAACACACUGAAGAGUUAUUCAUGUUCAAACAGGCCAGCUUGUGUAAACUGGUUUUUCUAAAGCAAAUGUGAGCCUACUGUGAGUGUCAGAGGAAAGACAGAUAUGUUGAAUGUCGGGGGUGUACAUAAAGCAGAGGACAGACAUGGAAACCUGCGCAAUAAUGUCAGCGCUGAGCAGACCCGCGGUGGAGCUGACAGUUAUGGAUGUGUACGACAUAGCAGCGGUGCUCGGACAGGAGUUUGAGCGGAUCAUCGACAGGUUUGGGUGCGAGUCUCUGGUCGGGGUGGUGCCCAAAGUAGUGCGGGUCCUGGAGCUGCUGGAGGCCCUGGUCAGCAGCGGAGCAGCCGGACAGGAGGCCGAGGAGCUGCGGAGGGAGCUGGAUAGGCUGAGGCAGGAGCGGAGCGACAGAUACGAGCAUGAGAAGAAGCACCAGAAGGAGUUGGAGCAGGUGGAGGAUGUGUGGCGAGGGGAAGUCCAGGACCUGCUCUCUCAAAUCACCCAGCUUCAGGCAGAGAACAAGAGGCUGUUAAAGAGCCUCUCUCUCAAAGAGUCCCCCGUCACAGAGGAAGACCUGCAGAAGCAGGAGGGAAUGUCAGAGAAGGAGAGACAGGUGAUGAAUAAGCUGAAGGACUUGGUGGAUAAGCAGAGGGAUGAAAUCCGAGCUAAGGACCAUGAGCUGACAUUAAAAAACGAGGAUGUUGAGGCGCUCCAGUUGCAGCAGCACAGGCUGAUAAGAAUCAACCAGGACCUUCGUCAUAGGAUAGGAGUGAUGGAGGCUCAGGGCAAGGUGCUGAUCCAGCAGAGGGCUGAGCUGGAAGCUGCAGCCCAGGCCCGGCAGCAGGAGCUGGGGGCUCUGCAGGUGGAGGUCACAAGGCUGAGAAAGGAGCUCCAGGGCUGGGAACUGGAUAGAGAGGUCGCUGCUAUUGAAGCAACCUCUCUUACCAGAUCUGGGAUGUCACCAUCUACAUCACUGUCUACAUCACCUCUGAUGACGUCCUCGGCAUCUAACGCCACCAAACCAAAUUCCGUGUGGGUGGAGUGUGGAGGUGACCCUGGCUUCCUGGCAAACUGCUUUGAGUGUGAAAAGAGUCCUUCCGUUCUCCCGAGGUCAUUGAAGAGGGAAAAUAAUGACGAAGAGGGUGAAGAAGACGAGGACUCUACAGCAUUGUUACUGAAGGUGUCAGCUGAUACAGAGCCAGUGGAGGAGACAGACAGCCUGGAGCAGGAGUCUGACAAACCUCGCUUCACCCUGCAGGAGCUGCGGGACGUCCUGCAGGAGAAGAAUGAACUCAAGGCCCAAGUGUUUGUGCUGCAGGAGGAACUGGCAUAUUACAAAAGUGAGGAUUUAUGGGAUGACGUCAACUCUAUUGUUUGUCCUCCAUCUCCUCCUCCAUGCUCCAGCUCCACUGAUCAGGCUGAAUCAGGAAUUAGACGCUUGAUCUUCACUGCCAUAAUGCCGAUGGUGGCAGCCGGUUUGAUUGCGGACGACCCCACCUUGUUGCCAAUCAGAAGACUUUACUUUGUAUGACCAUGAGUUUAAAUUGUUUGAUUCUCUUAUUUUUUCCCCACAUUGGUCAACGCCAGUUUGUUUCUCUCAACAGAGUUUGUCAAUAGACAAAUUUAAAAGAAUUGGUUUAAUGGUUGCAUUACUUGGUUGUUUUAAACUAAAUCUGUAUGGUGUUUAUACACUUGAAACUGUGUAAAUGAGACCAAGUCAACUUUUACGAUACAUUUUGGUAGCAUUUUAGCUUACUUGGUAAGAGCUUUCAAUGAACCUGUGUAGUUAAUAUGUGAGAUAACUGGCCAUACCUGGAAACUCUUAUAUUUAUUUAUGACCUUUUAGGGUUUUUCAUCACCUGUCAGUGCGUCACUUUAUAUAUUACUUUUAAAAAGCUAUGCUACGUUUGGUGUAAUGCUGCACAUGCUGCUGUAAUGUCAAAUAAAUUAGCACCAAAGUUUCCCAUUACAUUGCUUGAUCCAAAUACAGAAACAGUGUCCCUGCAUUCCCCAAAGGAUGAAUUGAGUUUUCACACUUUUGACUUAUUUAGCUGAAUAAUGACAGCAUGUAGAAGAAGUGAUGUUAAGAUGUAUCUGAUUAUAUAACACAUUAUUGUUAUAGUGUGAUGCUAUUGUGCCACUGUUUGAGUUAGUGUUCUUGGUCCCUUAGAAUUGAUUGUUACUGUAUGUUUGCAGCACUACAGUGUGGCACCACACCUUUGUGGUUUACACCAAUACAAUCAUACUGGUAAAACACCAGUAUAACCAGUACACCUAUUCCAACAAUAAUAACGAGUACUGUAAAAGCAUGACCUAACAACAUAUAUGUGCUGGGUUGCAUCUGUAAAAUAAUGCUUGUUCAGAAAAAAGUAAUAAAGUUUUAUUUUUCAACUUUU
This is a messenger RNA of Cottoperca gobio, 2427 nucleotides long. RefSeq names its product RILP-like protein 1. Gene Ontology annotation, molecular function: dynein light intermediate chain binding; protein dimerization activity; small GTPase binding. The record is from RefSeq and is a predicted model, not a curated record. The transcript has 8 exons. Bases 144 to 1562 code for a protein of 472 amino acids. Gene Ontology annotation, biological process: cilium assembly. NCBI's taxonomy places the organism in Eukaryota, Metazoa, Chordata, Actinopteri, Perciformes, Bovichtidae. Gene Ontology annotation, cellular component: cytoplasm; ciliary basal body.